This is a messenger RNA of Nematolebias whitei (Rio pearlfish), 786 nucleotides long. RefSeq names its product granzyme A-like. Gene Ontology annotation, biological process: proteolysis. The record is from RefSeq and is a predicted model, not a curated record. Bases 1 to 786 code for a protein of 261 amino acids. Gene Ontology annotation, molecular function: serine-type endopeptidase activity. Lineage: Eukaryota; Metazoa; Chordata; Actinopteri; Cyprinodontiformes; Rivulidae. The transcript is spliced from 5 exons.
AUGUUCUCACUGAGGGCUUCUGUUGCGUUCCUCUCCUGGACCUGUCUCCUCGUUGUCAACUUGACUCAUGGAUCUGAGAUUAUCAAUGGGAACCAAGUGAAGCCACACUCGCUGCCUUUCAUGGCUCUGCUGGGGUAUCCGUCUCCGUUCUGCGGAGGGACUUUGAUUGAUUCAAAAUGGGUCCUGACUGCUGCCCACUGCGGCAAUAUUAACGCUUUGCAGCUGGGGGUGCACUCUAUCAAAGCAAAGGAAAAAGAAGAACGUGUCAGGCAGUUACGACUGGUGAUGAGAAGCUUUCCUCAUCCUUUCUAUGACAAAAACACUCAUAGCAAUGACCUCAUGUUGCUCGAGCUUUAUGAGCCAGUGAAGGAAACCAAGUGGGUCAGGGCUCUCAGGCUGAAUAAUAAUGUCAACGAUCCAGAAGGCGGCUCCGUCUGUGUGGUGGCUGGAUGGGGAACAACAGACUACAACGACAAAAGGAUGUCAGAUGUCCUGAUGUCCGUCAACGUGACGGUGAUCGACAGAGAAAAGUGCAGCUCUGCUCAAUUUUAUGGCUACAGCCUUAAGAUCUACCCUAACAUGAUCUGUGCUGGUUCCGAUGGUGAUAAGGUUGCAGACACCUGCCAAGGGGAUUCAGGAGGGCCAAUAAUAUGUGAUGGAGCUCUGGCUGGAGUCACUUCUUUUGGAAUAAGGUGUGGACUAAAACACAAACCUGGGGUGUACGCUUUUCUCACACCAGUUCAACUUGACUGGAUCAAGCUGAUGAUGAAGAUGGCUGAAAUAUAA